GGGUUUUUGAGAGUGCGCAGGCGCGGGCGCUGUCUCCUUCACUUCGCCCUUAAAGCAGGAGAGAGCGAGGCCGAGCGGCGGCGGCAGCAGCGACAGAUACAAUGGCUGUACCUCCAUCGUAUGCAGAUCUGGGCAAGGCGGCCAGAGAUAUUUUCAACAAAGGCUACGGUUUCGGUUUGGUAAAGCUUGAAGUGAAAACCAAGUCACAGAGUGGAGUGGAAUUCACAACUUCGGGUUCAUCAAACACUGAAAGCGGUAAAGUAUCUGGAAGCUUGGAAACCAAGUACAAGUGGUCUGAAUAUGGCCUCACUUUCACAGAGAAGUGGAACACUGAUAACACUUUGGGAACAGAAAUUGCAAUUGAAGAUCAGCUUGCCAAAGGUCUGAAACUGACAUUUGACACCACUUUCUCACCUAACACUGGCAAGAAGAGUGGCAGAGUGAAGACAGCAUACAAGCGUGAAUAUGUUAACCUGGGCUGUGAUGUAGAUUUUGACUUUGCAGGCCCUGCGAUUCAUGCUUCAGCAGUUGCUGGUUACGAAGGAUGGCUUGCUGGUUACCAAAUGUCCUUCGAUACAGCCAAGUCAAAACUGACGCAGAACAACUUUGCAGUGGGCUACAAAACUGGGGACUUCCAGUUGCACACUAACGUGAAUGACGGCGCUGAAUUUGGAGGCUCUAUCUAUCAGAAAGUAAGCGAAAACCUGGAUACAGCUGUAAAUCUUGCCUGGACUGCAGGUAACAACAGUACCCGCUUUGGCAUUGCUGCUAAAUACCAACUUGACCCUACUGCUUCCAUUUCUGCAAGAGUCAAUAACUCCAGCCUAAUUGGAUUAGCUUACAGCCAAGUUCUUAGGCCAGGUAUAAAACUCACUCUGUGUUCCCUAAUUGAUGGAAAGAGCAUCAAUUCCGGUGGUCACAAGCUUGGUCUGGGCCUUGAAUUGGAAGCUUAAGAUGUGCACCUUUUAUCUUCGAUGACAAAGGGAUAUCGGAAGAAAGCAGCAUUUGGCCAUAACAUGUAAUUCCAACUUGACCAAUGGGCUUUUCUGGAAAGGAAGUUUCAAAUCAACCACGUACCUGUAUUUUUAGUACUUUAAAGCUGUAAUUGUUCUUUGAGUGAAAUUGGUUAUCUAGAAGGUGAUACAGAAGUCAUAUGUCACUCAUUUAUACAUAAUUUAAAAAUGUAUUUAACUGUUAAUAUAACAGUCCUAAUAAUGGAAUAGGCCUUUACAAAACUCAAGUCGUGACUGCAUGUUUCCUGGUUUAAUGUCUAUUUUGAGACGUUGUGCUGUGUCAGUUCACCUACAGUUGGAUAAAUUGAAGUUAUCCAAGUUGCAAUUAAAUUUUAUGGAAUCUGUGUAUAGCAAAAAAAAAUCCACAACUAUUUUCGGUAUCCCAAACCCACACAGUUGAUGCUGAAUAAAAAGAAUCAAAUACA
Messenger RNA from Carcharodon carcharias (great white shark), 1438 nucleotides. Its product is annotated as voltage-dependent anion-selective channel protein 2. Gene Ontology annotation, molecular function: voltage-gated monoatomic anion channel activity. Gene Ontology annotation, biological process: monoatomic anion transmembrane transport. The coding region runs from base 102 to 953 and encodes 283 amino acids. The transcript is spliced from 9 exons. Gene Ontology annotation, cellular component: mitochondrial outer membrane. Lineage: Eukaryota; Metazoa; Chordata; Chondrichthyes; Lamniformes; Lamnidae. The record is from RefSeq and is a predicted model, not a curated record.